GGGUUAUCGUGAUAUAAUAAUUGAUACCCAAAACUGAUUCAAUGCAAACACUCUCUCGUAGUCGCCCAGGUAUAAUCGCCGAAGAUAAGAUCUAAGAAUUCUAUUCUAGCAACGGCCUCCUCAGGAUUGAGGACGGCAUCUGGACUAGGAAGCAUGGACGCGAAUGCCCUCAUGAGAGAAUUCGACCCAUCAGUAAUCAUCGCAUCACCGACACAAGUUCGUCAAGAGGCUCAGGCAAGAUCAAGUAAUGUUUUUAGCAACUAUAUCAACCUACGCGAGAUUCUUAUGCGCCAUGAAGCAACAAUACAAAAGCGCUGGAUUAAGAAAACGAAGCAGCAGAAGCAGAAGAUUCUGUUAGAUGCUUGGCCAGACAUGGCGGUAACGCAUCGCCCAGAUUUUGAUGCUAUCUGGCGAACCGGCAAUUCUCAUGGAGGCAAAUCUGGGGGAAAGUUCAGGGACUACUGUUUAUUGCCGCAAAUCAAUCAGGAAGAUCUUCUGAAACCGAAAACCCUCCUCUUACUGCUGAACGCGCGAGGGCGUAAUUCGCCGCCAGAAUUUGCCAGCGCCGACAUUGAAGCAAUGCACCUAGGUAUAGUCACGAAGAGUAUAAGGCCUAUAUUCCUAAACGAGCAUACUAUGGCCCUUAAUGGCGCUCACAAUGCUAGUGAAUACGGCAAGCUCUGGGAGUGGGACGAGCACCCCGACGCCUUCGACUGGAUGCAUACCCAAAAGCAAUUCCACCCCGGUGAGGGAUUGCUCGUUCUCGAGGCUCAGGAGAAGCUUAUGAGAUUUCUGGUUACUUGCUGCCAGUAUAUACUGCACGAUAUUCCAGCCGAUAACCUCAUAGCAGAUACCUUUCCCGUUCAACCUGAACCACAUUUGAAGACAGGAAAGGAAACGAACGGAUUUGAUUCUUUGGCCGUGAUGGCAGCAGAGGCGCCUUACCGACUACCUGCCAGGCUAGAUCUCGGCCGAAUUGAGUCAGUUCUUGGUGCCAGACUAUCUGCAGCUGAAGACCAUUUAUGGGCCAUGCGGGAAGACCCAGCAUAUUUCCUUGAGCAGCUCAUUGAGACUAAGGAACACCGGCAAGAGCUAUUAAAGGAUACUUACGGAGAUGAACACCCCGUCUUUCGGACAGCUCAUCAAAAGACGUUCUGGGCUCGCGUCUAUGGGUCAGUUGCUUUCGAGUCUUACUUACAGCUUGAGGUCUUUUCGGAGCUGUACCAACAGGCCCAAGCACUAAAGUUACUACAGAUGAAGUAUGCGGCCGUCAUAUCACCUACUGAAGACUUACCUGAGGAGUUGAUGAACGCUAUACUCAAAUUCCGUCAUUAUUUAAUCCAAACAGCUAAAGGCCCCCCAGGUGGACUUCGGGACGGCCUUGUUGCUUCUCCCCCUUGGCGUAAGUAUUUUGUCCGCCAUCCGCCACCGAACUCUACUUCGACCAAGCUUUCUGUAUACGAGAAGCCCGGCGUAAAGAUGGGCAUUCUUGAGCGCCAGCUCCUCUGGAUUCUCCGUACGCUAUGGGAGGACGGCCAUGACCUUUUUUUGGUCAGCCUGCCGCUGAUCGUCGAUGAGUUGGGAAGGCUGCUUGAAACCGAACCACGUGCGCAGGAACUAGUAUCGCAGAAGAUGACCGGCUUUAUUGGUGAUCUAGCCAUCAUUACGCAUUGCAUAAGCCAGCUCGACUUGUAUCAGCCGUGGGCAAGGACCUUUGAGACGACUUUAGUCGAUCUGUCGGACGAUAUCGAAAGUGAUUAUAAGAAGCGUACUGAACCAUGGGCCAUGAUGAUGGAAGCGCUUCGAGAUAUCAACCUCGUCCAGGUCGCCCAGAUCGGCAACCCCUCUGAUAGAAGAUUCGCCUACCCAUAUGAGAAGCGCCGGACUAAGCAGAACGUAGAGGAACUGCGGCGAGCUGAGCAACAUCUCGACCAGUUUUGGGUAGCCAUUGAUCGGAUUGUAAAUACAAAGUGUGGGAGCCUGAAGGGUACGGCUGUUCAUCGCGUUCUAUCCCAACCACGCAUGCUUCAACGUACACCAGACUGGAUUGAUCCCCCACCAUCUACAACAAAAGCGCAAAGCCGAGAACCAACCUUGGACCCAAGCAUUGCUGAUUUGUAUAAACCCCUCUCUACCAUCUAUAUCGGAGAAGUUGCCGGAGCUGCCGGCAACAAGGCUGAAGCGCUAACACCGAAGACCAAGGCCAAGACAAGAGACGCAUCUUCUAACGCCGCCACGGGGACAGCAACUGUCGUCAUAGAUGAAGACCCAAAACCUGAACCAAUUUCCAUCCCCGUCAACGCUCGCUCUCUUAAGGUAUUUCGGACACUCUUUUUUAACCCGGCUAAAAUGUCAUCGCCUGGCGAGAUCUUAUGGAACGACUUUCUAUACGCCAUGACAUCUUCGGGCUUAUUCACGGCUGAGAAGCUAUACGGCUCCGUCUGGCAGUUCCAGAAAUUAGAGGGCGAACAGAGCAGAAUCCAAUUCCACGAACCGCAUCCUCGAGGGAAGAUGCCAUUCACGAUUGCGAGGAGAUAUGGGAGGAGGCUUAAUAGGGCAUUUGGGUGGGGCGGAGAUACGUUUGUCCUCGACGAGAAAUAAGAAAGGGGUUCUUACUGCGCCCCUUUACAAGAACAAUGUGAUAUGUCAACAACGGGUGGAUACCUGUGUAGAAAGGAUCCAUAGAGACCAUUUAAGUGUAGCUUGAGAAGAGUCGCAUUGUCUGUUGCAGUGAAGAAAUGUAAUCCAGAGGUUCAGAUGUAUCUAAGUUCGUAUUUUAGGUACUGAUUGUUGGCUCCAUAGCGAUAUUUCGAAUAUGUCAAGAGUCAUAAUUUGGUUA
This is a messenger RNA of Daldinia vernicosa, 2839 nucleotides long. RefSeq lists its product as uncharacterized. NCBI's taxonomy places the organism in Eukaryota, Fungi, Ascomycota, Sordariomycetes, Xylariales, Hypoxylaceae. The record is from RefSeq and is a predicted model, not a curated record. The transcript has a single exon. The coding region runs from base 154 to 2601 and encodes 815 amino acids.